UAAACCAGUGGUUCUCGUUAUGGAUGGAAAUUUAGGGUCUUCAGCAGACUGGGUUGUAACUGGUCCCAGUAAUGGUUUAGCUUUUCUUUUGGCUGAUAGCGGCUACGAUGUAUGGCUCGGAAAUAAUCGAGGGAACACUUACUCUAAAAAUCACACGAUGUUUCUGGAAACAAGUUACGGAUUUUGGGAUUUUGGUUGGUAUGAAAUGGGAAUAUAUGAUUUGCCAGCAAUGAUAGAUUUCAUUUUACAAAUUACUGGCCAGAAGCAACUUUUCUACAUAGGUUAUUCACAAGGAGGGACUCAAUUCUUCGUUAUGAAUUCAAUGAAACCCGAAUAUAAUGACAAAAUUCGUUUAGGAGUGACAUUUGCUCCAGCAGUAUUCCUUGGAAAUACAAAAGGAGCAAUAAAUUUGUUAUCAAAGCUAUCCUACCCUAUAGGAAGUAUUUUGGCUGGGUUGGUUCCUUACUUUCCUGCUGGAUGCUCUACGAAGCAGUUGCUUCAUUUUGGAUUUGGAUUUGAAAAUCCCAAUACGUUUCGCCAAUACGACUAUGGAGUAGCUAAAAAUUUGUUAAAAUAUAAAUCAGUAACUCCUCCAGAAUAUCCCCUGGAAAAGGUUACAGUACCUGUAGCUAUUUAUCAUGGAACUAACGACUUCUUAGUUGACCCAAAGGACAUCAACUUGCUUGAAAAUAAACUGAAAAAUAUUGUUCGUGUUUCAAUCUGCAAUGCAAGUUUAAAUCAUUUUGAUUUCAAUUAUGGUAGCCACAUACGUAUGGAAGCAUACAAUGAUGCUCUGAAAUUGCUGGAAGGGUACUAA
Molecule: messenger RNA, 817 nt
Organism: Belonocnema kinseyi
Lineage: Eukaryota; Metazoa; Arthropoda; Insecta; Hymenoptera; Cynipidae
Product: lipase 3-like
Exons: 6
Coding region: 20-817 (265 amino acids)
Source: RefSeq, a predicted model, not a curated record